AUGAUGGAUCCGUAUGUGCUCGGUUGGAUUAUAUCCUCCGUUUUGAGUCUCUGCGCGCUGUACAGUUUGGUUUUCUCCGGAAAGAGCCGUCGCGCUUCGCCGGAGAAGGAGACUCCGUGCUCGGAAAACGUAACUACUACCGCCGGAGAAUGCAGAUCGGCGAGUAACGGUGACGCGGACGUCAUCAUUGUCGGAGCCGGUGUCGCUGGCUCCGCUCUGGCACACACUCUCGGCAAGGAUGGACGUCGAGUACAUGUCAUUGAAAGAGAUCUCACUGAGCCUGACCGAAUUGUUGGAGAGUUACUACAGCCUGGGGGCUAUCUCAAAUUAAUUGAGCUGGGACUUGAAGAUUGCGUUGAGAAAAUUGAUGCUCAGCAAGUGUUUGGUUAUGCUCUUUUCAAAGAUGGGAAACAUACCCGUCUCUCUUAUCCCUUGGAGAAGUUUCACUCAGAUGUCUCUGGCAGAAGCUUUCACAAUGGGCGUUUUAUUCAAAGGAUGCGGGAGAAGACUGCCUCCCUUCCCAAUGUACAACUGGACCAAGGAACAGUCACUUCCCUACUUGAAGAGAAGGGGACAAUUAAAGGUGUGCAAUACAAGACAAAAGAUGGUCAGGAAUUGACCGCAUAUGCUCCUCUUACUAUUGUUUGUGAUGGCUGUUUCUCAAACUUACGUCGUUCUCUUUGUAAUCCUAAGGUAGAAAUUCCCUCUUGUUUUGUUGGCUUAGUUUUAGAGAACUGUAAACUUCCAUGUGCAAAUCAUGGCCACGUCAUACUGGGAGAUCCUUCGCCAAUUCUGUUCUAUCCUAUAAGUAGUACAGAGGUUCGCUGUCUGGUAGACGUACCUGGUCAGAAGGUUCCUUCUAUUUCAAGCGGUGAAAUGGAAAAGUAUUUGAAGACAGCCGUGGCUCCACAGGUUCCCCCUGAGCUUUAUGAUGCGUUUAUAGCUGCAGUGGACAAAGGCAAGAUAAGGACAAUGCCGAACAGGAGCAUGCCAGCAGAUCCUCAUCCUACACCUGGAGCCCUUCUAAUGGGAGAUGCAUUCAACAUGCGGCAUCCACUUACGGGGGGCGGAAUGACUGUAGCAUUGUCUGAUAUUGUGGUGCUGAGAAAUCUUCUCAGGCCUUUGCGUGACCUAAAUGAUGCCCCUACACUUUGCAAAUACCUUGAGUCCUUUUAUACUUUGCGUAAGCCUGUGGCAUCUACCAUAAAUACAUUGGCAGGAGCCCUUUACAAGGUUUUUUGUGCAUCCCCUGAUCCGGCAAAGAAGGAAAUGCGCCAAGCUUGUUUUGAUUAUCUGAGCCUUGGAGGUCUAUUCUCGGAAGGACCAGUAUCUUUACUUUCAGGAUUAAACCCUCGUCCCUUGAGUUUGGUUCUCCAUUUCUUUGCUGUCGCAAUAUAUGGUGUUGGCCGCUUACUAUUACCGUUUCCUUCGCCUAAGCGGAUAUGGGCUGGAGCCCGAUUAAUUUCUGGUGCAUCUGGAAUCAUUUUGCCCAUAAUUAAGGCAGAAGGGAUUCGUCAGAUGUUUUUCCCUGCAACAGUUCCGGCUUAUUACAGAACUCCCCCAGCUGCAGAAAAGUGAGUAUCAGUGAGUACA
Gastrolobium bilobum is the source of this 1593-nucleotide messenger RNA. RefSeq names its product squalene monooxygenase SE1-like. The transcript is spliced from 8 exons. Gene Ontology annotation, biological process: sterol biosynthetic process. Bases 1 to 1578 code for a protein of 525 amino acids. Gene Ontology annotation, molecular function: flavin adenine dinucleotide binding; squalene monooxygenase activity. Gene Ontology annotation, cellular component: endoplasmic reticulum; membrane. NCBI's taxonomy places the organism in Eukaryota, Viridiplantae, Streptophyta, Magnoliopsida, Fabales, Fabaceae. The record is from RefSeq and is a predicted model, not a curated record.